This is a messenger RNA of Anthonomus grandis grandis, 587 nucleotides long. RefSeq names its product 60S ribosomal protein L32 (gene RpL32). The record is from RefSeq and is a predicted model, not a curated record. Lineage: Eukaryota; Metazoa; Arthropoda; Insecta; Coleoptera; Curculionidae. The transcript has 4 exons. Gene Ontology annotation, cellular component: ribosome; cytosolic large ribosomal subunit. The coding region runs from base 146 to 550 and encodes 134 amino acids. Gene Ontology annotation, molecular function: structural constituent of ribosome. Gene Ontology annotation, biological process: translation.
AACAACUUCAAUUUGUAAAAUGUCAACUUUUGACAACUUUGACGUUAACGAUUUGACAUCUCCUUUCGCCUUUUUCAUGGGCGCAGAACAACAACAAGUUUGAAUAUAGUUUUUAAAUCGGUUUAUUUUCCUUAAAUCGCUAAAAAUGGCUAUCAGGCCCGUUUAUAGACCGGAGAUCGUCAAGAAACGUACGAAGAAGUUCAUCAGGCAUCAGUCCGACCGAUAUGCCAAGCUAAAGAGGAACUGGCGUAAACCCAAGGGUAUUGACAACAGAGUCAGGAGGCGCUUCAAGGGCCAAUAUUUGAUGCCAAAUAUUGGUUAUGGUUCAGCUGCAAAGACCCGUCAUAUGUUGCCCACUGGGUUCAGGAAAGUCCUUGUACACAAUCUUAAGGAAUUGGAAGUCCUUAUGAUGCAAAACCGCAAAUAUUGCGCGGAAAUCGCUCACGGUGUGUCCGCAAAGAAGAGGAAAGAAAUCGUCGAGAGGGCGCAACAAUUGAGCAUUAGGGUAACCAAUGGACACGCUAGGAUGCGUAGCCAGGAAAAUGAGUAAUUUUAAGUUGACAGCCUUAAUAAAAAAAUUAAAAAGA